AGACAUAAGUCAUGUUGGGCUGGAACGAGGAAGUGCAGUGGAGAGGGGAGGGACUCCGGGCGCAGCUCCAUGGGGCCGCCGCGGCGCUGCGACCUUCUGCACAUGGAGCCGGGGACAGUUGGAAGAACUUCAUACUGCAAACUCAAGGAAUAGCAGAAUACUUGCACCACAUGGAGACAGAGGAGGCCCAAGAAAUGGCCCAGAUGUCAGGCAGGGAGAGCCCCCCUGCCAAUGAGGCGUCUGAGGAGGCGGAGGAGCCCAUGGCUGUCCCCGAGGACCUGUCGGCCGGUUCCGCCCACCAACAGAACAACCGCGGGGACAAAGCCUGUAGUAUUAAAGUUGAGGCUCGCAGUGAUGAGGAGAAUGGGCUUGCCUGCCACAUGAAUGGCAUGGAGGAGGAGGAGGAGGAGGAGGAGGAGGAGUGCGCGGAAGACUUGCGCGUGGUCAAUGCCUCGGGAGCCAAGGUGAACGGCUCACAGCCGAGCCCUGAAGCUAAAGCUUUCUCCUCAGCUGGUGGCGUCCGGCUGCCCAACGGGAAGCUCAAGUGUGAUAUCUGUGGGAUAGUUUGCAUUGGCCCCAAUGUGUUGAUGGUGCACAAGCGAAGUCACACCGGUGAGCGUCCAUUCCAGUGCAGCCAGUGCGGCGCCUCCUUCACCCAGAAGGGAAACCUGCUGCGUCACAUCAAGCUCCAUUCAGGGGAGAAGCCCUUCAAGUGUCACCUGUGUAGCUAUGCCUGUCGCAGGAGGGAUGCCCUCACGGGACACCUGCGCACCCACUCAGUUGGGAAGCCCCACAAAUGUGCCUACUGUGGGCGAAGCUACAAGCAGCGCAGUUCCCUGGAGGAGCACAAGGAGAGGUGUCACAACUACCUCCAGUGCAUGGGACUCCAAAACAACAUCUACACAGUAAAGGAAGAAAGCAACCAGAAUGAGCAGAGGGAAGACUUAAGCCAGACGGGAUCUGAGAGAGCCUUGGUGCUAGACAGACUAGCUAAUAACGUAGCUAAACGUAAGAGCACUAUGCCACAGAAGUUUGUGGGAGACAAACGUCUGUCUGAUCUGUCUUACGAUGGAGGGACAGGCGAACUGAUUCAGCCCCACGUGAUCGACCAGGCAAUUAACAGUGCCAUAAGCUAUUUAGGAGCUGAAUCGCUCCGGCCCUUGGUCCAGACCUCCCCGGCCUCUUCCUCUGACGUCGGUCUCAGCUCCAUGUACCCCCUUCACAAGCCAGCGACAGAAAGUCACUCAGGGACAGGCCUAUCAGCCAAAGACAGUGCUGCUGAGAACCUGCUGCUGCUCUCCAACUCCAAGUCUGCCUCCAUCGAGAAGGACGGCUCGCCCAGCCACAGCGGCCAGGACUCUACCGACACCGAGAGCAACAACGAUGAGCGACCGGGCGCGGCGGCUGCUGGGCUCAUCUACCUGACAAACCACAUCACCUCGGGGGUACGAAACGGCAUGCUACCGCUGGUGAAGGAGGAGCAGCAGAGGCAGUACGAUAGCCUACGGGCCAGCAUGGAGACGUCCUCCGAGGUCUUCAAGGUGGUGACGUCGGACGGGGAGCAGGUGAGAGCAUACAGGUGCGAGCACUGUCGUGUGCUCUUCCUGGACCACGUCAUGUACACGAUUCAUAUGGGAUGCCACGGCUUCAGAGACCCAUUCGAGUGCAACCUCUGCGGCCACAGGAGCCAAGAUCGAUAUGAGUUCUCCUCUCACAUUACACGAGGAGAACAUCGUUACUGAGCCACACACACACACACACACACACACACACACACACACACGUAUCUGUAAUGAAUACAUAGAUAUACAAAUGAUAAAAUACACUCUUUGUGUCUGUAUUUUUGUUGUUGUUUUCAUACGGUGUAUGCAUGUGCGUUGAUCCCUGGUAGAUGUUACAACUGUUAAAUCGUUUCAAAUGUGAUAAAGUGUUUAAAAAAUGCACCAAAAAAGCAUCAAAGACAAAAUCUUCAAACAUGUUCUUUCUUUUGGAUUUUUUAUUGUGUUUAUUUUUUGUUUUUCUCGAUUUUAAAAAGAGAUUUUACAAACAUCUGCUCUGAAAAACCUAAAGAAUUUCACCCUGGGCUUUUUUUUUUCACGGAAAAACUGCAAACAAAUACAAUCAGCAAAAACUUUAACAAUCAGUGUAGAUAAAUCCACCACUCUGUUAUCUCUGUGUUUGUAAAAACCUGAAUAUUAUUUAUGAAGCAUUUCCACACCUGUCUGUUCUGGUAUUUAUUGCAGUGAAUGAUGUUUGUCUUAUAAGUAGUAAAACCUGCAUUUCUUUCUGUUCAUUUUUACUAAACUGGAUUCAUGACUACUGCUAAAAUGGCUUGGUUCAUAAAAUAUAAUAAAGGUAACCUCGUUAGAAGGGAGCUUUACGCUUUAAAAUGUCAAUAAAGGAUAUUUUAUAUAUGCACAUAA
This is a messenger RNA of Nothobranchius furzeri (turquoise killifish), 2423 nucleotides long. It is a transcript of the gene ikzf1, whose product is annotated as IKAROS family zinc finger 1 (Ikaros). Gene Ontology annotation, biological process: regulation of transcription by RNA polymerase II. Gene Ontology annotation, molecular function: RNA polymerase II cis-regulatory region sequence-specific DNA binding; DNA-binding transcription factor activity. The record is from RefSeq and is a predicted model, not a curated record. NCBI's taxonomy places the organism in Eukaryota, Metazoa, Chordata, Actinopteri, Cyprinodontiformes, Nothobranchiidae.